This is a messenger RNA of Nerophis lumbriciformis (worm pipefish), 1698 nucleotides long. NCBI's taxonomy places the organism in Eukaryota, Metazoa, Chordata, Actinopteri, Syngnathiformes, Syngnathidae. The record is from RefSeq and is a predicted model, not a curated record.
AUGGAUUACUGGAGUGCCUUGGAGGUAUACAAGGAGAUGGUGCUUCUCUACUUGGAGGAAGCCCGAAGGUUGGUGAACGUACAUUGCAGGGACUUCGAGCCAUGGCAGAUCAUCGGAGUGACACUUUUCAGCACGCUGACAGCAGUCUGGCUUAAAGGAUUCCUCUUCCAGCAAGAAAGUCUCCUUUCAAGAAUGAAGAAGCAAUGCUUUCGACUCAUCAGAAAAAUACCCUUUGUUGGCGGAGCGAUCCAGAGCCAACUGAACAAGGCUUUAGAUGACAUGUCUGCCAGUCUGUGCACUCUGAAGAACGGCAUGAGCUAUACUAAAAAGCUGCCCUCUAAAGGUCUUUCGCAGAAGCAAGUGCUGGAAAAGAUCAGCGAGUACCAAACUCUGAAUGAGGUGAAGUGGCAGAGCGGCUGUGUUUCAGGCGCAGUGUACUGGGGUGAUGAUACACUCACUAAACUACUAGUAAAAGUGUAUGGAGAUUUUGCAUGGAGUAACCCACUUCACCCGGACAUCUUUCCUGGAGUAAGAAAGAUGGAGGCAGAGGUCGUCAGAAUGUCUUGCACACUUUUCAAUGGUGGACCCAGCUCCUGUGGCACAGUAACUUCAGGAGGAACAGAGAGUAUACUGAUGGCCUGCAAGGCUUACCGGGACAUGGCCUAUGAACGUGGUGUCAAAUACCCAGAAAUUCUGGCACCAGUUAGCGUCCAUGCAGCCUUUGACAAAGCGGCACAUUACUUUGGGAUGAAGCUUGUUCACAUUCCCCUUAAUAAGAUAACAAUGCAAGUUGAUGUGAAGGCUAUGAAGAGAGCAAUAAACAAGAACACGGCCAUGCUUGUAUGCUCAGCCCCCCAGUUUCCACAUGGGAUUAUUGACCCCAUUGAAGAAGUCGGCAAGCUGGCUGUUCGCUACAGUCUUCCAUUCCACGUGGAUGCCUGUCUGGGCGGUUUUCUGAUCGUUUUCAUGGCCAAGGCUGGCUACUCUCUCGCACCCUUCGACUUCAGGGUUAAAGGUGUUACCAGCAUCUCUGCAGAUACUCACAAGUACGGUUACGCACCCAAAGGUUCCUCGGUGGUUCUCUACAGUGAUAAAAAGUACCGUCACUACCAGUACUUUGUGGCUCCAGACUGGCAGGGCGGAAUAUACGCCUCGCCUUCAAUAGCGGGCUCCAGGCCUGGAGGAAUUGUUGCUGCCUGCUGGGCGACCAUGAUGCACAUGGGCGAGAAUGGAUAUGUUGACGCUACUCGCAAGAUCAUCAGUGUAGCACGCAAAAUCAAAACUGAGAUCAGAAGGAUGAAAGGCGUGUUUGUGUUUGGGAAUCCAGAAGUUUCCGUGGUGGCGAUUGGCUCGAACGAUUUUGAUAUUUUCCGUCUAUCUAACGCACUGACGUCAAAGGGCUGGAAUCUGAACACACUUCAGUAUCCAUCCAGCAUCCACAUUUGUUGCACAGUCCUGCACACACAGCCAGGUGUGGUGGAACGCUUUAUUAGUGAUGUCAGGGAACAAGUUGCCAUCAUUCUGAAGAACCCAAAAGAAAAAACGACGGGAAUGGGAGCGAUCUACGGCAUGGCUCAGUCCAUACCAGAUAGAUCUAUGGUAACGGAGAUUUCCCGAGGCUUCCUGGAUUGUCUCUACAGCACAGAAGUGCCCAAGUCAAGCACUAACCACAUGAACGGUAACGGUAAAGCCCACUGA